AUGGAAGCACUAUCUUUGAAAAUUUUGGCUAAAGAAACAAUUAAAAGUCUUCUUAAAUUUGGUGGUGCUCGUAAUGAAGAUGUUGUUACAUGGUUACACGAUGCUGAAGAAGUAUUUGAUCGAGCACAGCUUCGAUCAUCAAAUAAAUAUAUAGCUGUACAAUACUAUUUAACUCAUACGGCUGAAAAAUGGUUUCGAUUGAACAAGUCAUCUAUUCCUGAUUGGUCCACAUUUAAACGUGAAAUUAUUAAAGCUUUUCAACCAACAUGUCAUCAAACAUUCUUAAAAAUGAAACAACGUUUACAAUUACCUCACGAAUCUGUUAUGGAAUAUUAUUCUGAUAAAAUUCAAUUGUGUUUACAAGCUGAUUCAAAUAUGAGUGCAUCAAUAAUAAUUCAUGAUUUAAUUACAGGAUUAACACAAUCAUUAAUUCCUCAUGUUAUUCGUCGACAUCCUUCUACACCUGCUGAUUUCCUUGCUAUUGCACAAGAUGAAGAACAUAUACAAUUUACUUUAAAUGAUUUAUCACGUGCUUCAAUAAAUCCACCUGAUAAUUAUCCAAACAAUAAUGAUCCUAUUGAUCCAUCAGUUAUGGUCGUAACACAACACAUUAAUGCUGACAAACGUCCUCCACAUUGUCAACAACCGUCCUUGUUUUCACCAUCACGUGUUCAUGAUCAACAUCAAUUCACAUUUAAUAAAAAAUUACAAGAAAUCAAACCAGAACAAGUUAUCUUACAGAUACCUAUUUCAAAUUCAACAAUAUCACAAAAGGGUGUGGGUGUGUGUGGGUGGGUGUGGGUGUGGGUGUACCUAUUCCCUUUACCUCCAGACCCACACCCACACCCACACCCACACACACCCCCCCACCCCCCCCC
Rotaria sp. Silwood2 is the source of this 878-nucleotide messenger RNA. Lineage: Eukaryota; Metazoa; Rotifera; Eurotatoria; Philodinida; Philodinidae. The record is from the annotation of a GenBank genome assembly.